UCCGGCUCCCGCCGCGGCUCUGGCUCCGGCUCUGUUCGGCUGGGCUCCACCAUGGAGGCGCUGCGGGCAGCGGGACGGGCUGUCUUGCGGAGCCCGCGCCUCGCCCGGCACGGCCUGGGGCUCCGCCGGCGGCGCAAGCUCCCUGAGAGCUGGGCUGAUAUGCAGGAGCCACUGCUUGAGGGGAUGUGCUUCACGCUCAAGUACCUGGGUAUGACGCUGGUAGAGAAACCCAAAGGAGAGGACAUGGCAGCUGCUGCCAUCCGCCGGAUUGUUGCAAUGGCACGGGUGGGAGCUAGGAAGUUCCAGAAGGUGAUUCUGACAGUGUCCCCGAGGGGCAUUUCACUGCAGGAUGCAGAAACAAAAGAGAUGGUUGAGAACAUCUCCAUCUACAGGAUCUCCUACUGCACAACAGACAAGCUGCAGAACAAGGUCUUUGCUUAUGUUGCCCAGAGCCAGGAGAGUGGGGCCCUGGAGUGCCAUGCCUUCCUCUCACCCAAGAAGAAGAUUGCCCAGGCUGUGACUCUGACUGUGGCCCAGGCCUUCCAGAUGGCGCUGGAUCUCUGGGAAGCAGCACAUACAGGCUCUAGGCAGGAACAGCCCCUUCACCCUUCAUGUGCUUUGGAGAGCAGUGAGCCCAGCAGAGCAAGUGAGCCAGCCCCUCUCAGGAGCUCUCCCUUCAGACACCAGUUUGGGGAGGAGGAAGAGGAGGAGGAAGACGACAACCUUGAUGAAGCUUUAUCUGGCUGCGUGGAGGAGCUGGGGAGGGAACCCUAUAGCCCAGCAGCACAGCAGACAGACUAGCCAGGCCAUAUGCUCUGGGCUGUCACCGUGUGCAGUGGUGGCUGCAAAUCCUCAUCAUAACCUACUGGCUCAAGCUCCUACAGUGACUCCAUGGACUCAAUGGGAAGGAGGAUGCCAAGCCUGUAUCUGUAUUCCUCUGCACCUUCUGAGCCUCACCUUCUUUGCAGACUACACAUCAUGUUCCUGUACCAACCUGCUGAGACAUUGCUCACAGCACUUACCUGCCCACAUGAGCAGCACAGCCACAAUGAUGAUAAUCUCGCCUGUCUGCAGCUGCCUAUCCUUGUCCAGCCCUUCCAUGGUGAUGUCACCUGUGGCAAAGAGCACACAGCAGGGUUGGCAGCAGUCACCCUCCCACCAAGACCAGCUCAUGGACUAGCAAUAUACAAGGGUCUGUGAAGGAGCCUCCGAUGAUGGAGGCCCACCUCCCACACCCCCAGAUAAGGUGCAACAUGAUACCUUGCCUGGGGAGAGGACGUGCAGCAUGAGGCUGACAUGUCAGACAAACCAUUCUCCCUGCCAAAGGAUGUCAGGGUUCCUGAAAGUUUGUGAAAGUUCAAAUGAGGACUGCACAACACAUGGAGAGCUUACUCACUAUUUAGGGACUAGAGCAGGCUGGGAAGGCCCUGAGUUGAAAACAAUAUUGUGGAAAG
Messenger RNA from Rhea pennata, 1454 nucleotides. RefSeq names its product low density lipoprotein receptor adapter protein 1-like. The coding region runs from base 52 to 801 and encodes 249 amino acids. The record is from RefSeq and is a predicted model, not a curated record. The transcript is spliced from 9 exons. Lineage: Eukaryota; Metazoa; Chordata; Aves; Rheiformes; Rheidae.